AUGAGAGUGGUAGCGCUAGAGCCCACUGCUCAGUACCUCACUGUUCGCCACACCCAUCCCGACUUCGCUAUGGCUUUUACCAAGCUCUUCUACCUCGCAGCUCUCGCUCUAUCGUUUGGAGCGUCGUCAGAGGCUAUGGACAUUUGCGCCUACACCUCUCGAAAUUGCGUGGGGACAUACGGAUGCUGCACCAAUGUGCCCGUGAACACCUGCUGUACGUGGGGAACGUCGUCGGGUUAUGGCUGGUCCGUGCGAUUCCAGAACACUGGCCCCAAUUGGUUUGGAAGAUCCUAUGGCGACGCCAACUGUGUUACAAGCACUGGAGGUAUUGGAAGUCCUACCCCUGGUCCCUCCUGCCUUAGCGUGUGGGAUGCACCCAACUAUAUCAACUGGGGAUCCGCUCGAUGGACACCGUACAGCGCUGCCGGUGCUACUGCCCGCGAAGCUGGAGGAGAAUGCCGACUACCAGAUGUUUUGGGAUACACGGAUAGCGAAGGCAACCAACAUACCGUCAAGGUGCCCGUUGAGCGAUUUGACGAAGCAUUGAGCGCCAUCGAGGCGGAGGACUAUGCUGUACUCAAAGAGUUUGAGCACGUCGACAUUGCGACCGCAGACUAA
This is a messenger RNA of Coprinopsis cinerea okayama7#130, 618 nucleotides long. RefSeq lists its product as hypothetical. Lineage: Eukaryota; Fungi; Basidiomycota; Agaricomycetes; Agaricales; Psathyrellaceae. The coding region runs from base 1 to 618 and encodes 205 amino acids. The record is from RefSeq and is a predicted model, not a curated record. The transcript has 2 exons.